UCGCAGUUCUCACCAAAAUUUUUUUUUUUGGCCAAACGACCAAACAAAAAUCAAAAGAAAAAGAAUUGGGGAGGACAUAGGCUAGUCUUUGAUACGAGUUUAACUAGAAACGAUUCGAAAUCGAGGAGGAGAGACCGAACAGCAAGCUUAGAAGAACCCACUGAAACAACCGAGAUGUCAAUUAUCAAACCAAUUGGACCAACCAGUGCGCCUCAACCAUACUCGAUCAAGUAUCUACCACCACUAAUAGUUGGAGGAGCGGUUUUCAAUACUCAAUAUGCAUCAGAUCCAUAUAAGUUACCGGUGAAGGAGAUUGUUUCUCAAGCGUUCAGAAGUGGAUUAAUUGCCAUUGACACCUCGCCAUAUUAUGGAGCAUCCGAAGAAUUACUUGGGAAAGCCUUAUUUGAAUUGAAAAGUAAAUGGAAUAGAGAACUGUAUUUUAUUUGUACUAAGGCUGGUAGAAUUAAAUUAAACGAAUUUGAUUAUUCAAGGGAUGCUGUUAGGAAAUCUGUUGAAAGAUCGUUAAGUCGAUUGAAUACUAAAUAUCUUGAUUUAGUGUAUAUGCAUGAUAUUGAAUUUGUUAAGGAAGAUGAAAUUUAUGAAGCACUAAAAGAAUUAUCAUUGAUGAAAAGGGAAGGUAUAAUUAAAAACAUUGGGAUUUCUGGAUAUCCGGUUGAAUUUUUAUAUAAGAUUGCUAAAAAUUGUCAUGAUUCACAUCAAGAUGAUAUUGGAUCAUUAGACGUAGUAAUGUCCUAUAGUAAUGGAUGUAUUCAAAAUACUAAACUAUUUGAAUACCAUGAUAAAUUCUUAAAUGAAUGUGGACUUCAAAAAUUACUCAAUGGAUCAAUUUUGAGUAUGUCUCUAUUAAGAUCCCAAGUUACUCACGAUUUCCACCCUGCAUCCCCAGAUUUGAAAAAUUGCAUUUCAAAUAUUGCCCAAACUUUAAUAAAAGAAGACCAAGUUGAAUUAGCCGACUUAUCCACUCGCUUUGCCUUAAGACACUGGCUAUUUGGUUUAAGUUUCGGUAAAAAAGACUCUGAAAGACCCGGUUAUUUGAGAUGGAAUAAAAAAGUUUCAAUUGUUUUGGGUGUUUCUAGUGUGGAAGAACUCAAUGUUGCAAUUAAUUGUUACUGGCAAGUUAAAUUGAACGAAGAUGGCGUCAAUGAUAAAGAUACUCCUUUGGAAGAAAAAGUACAUCGAAUGCUAGGUCAUCAUUUGAACGAAACCUGGCCUAGUGGUAUAAACCAUUGAUUAUCCUUUUUAGACUUUUUUAGACUGUUAUAUAUUUUUUUGAUUUUUUUUUUUUU
This is a messenger RNA of Hyphopichia burtonii NRRL Y-1933, 1307 nucleotides long. RefSeq names its product D-arabinose 1-dehydrogenase (NAD(P)(+)). Gene Ontology annotation, cellular component: cytosol. The transcript has a single exon. NCBI's taxonomy places the organism in Eukaryota, Fungi, Ascomycota, Pichiomycetes, Serinales, Debaryomycetaceae. The record is from RefSeq and is a predicted model, not a curated record. Gene Ontology annotation, molecular function: D-arabinose 1-dehydrogenase [NAD(P)+] activity. Bases 175 to 1251 code for a protein of 358 amino acids. Gene Ontology annotation, biological process: dehydro-D-arabinono-1,4-lactone biosynthetic process.